AUUUGUUUUCGAACUUGGUGUUCGGUUUAAAUUCGUUUGUUUUUAUCUGUUUACAGUACACAUGUUUGAAUAUUUUGUGAACAAACGACUAUGUUCAUAAGUUGAAUUUGUUUACAUGUAAUCUAAUCAAUUGUGUUAAUGCGCCUGGGUAUUUGAGAUUUUUUAUUUCGUAAAUUUGGUUUGGUAUUGGUUUCAUGACAAGUUAAUAGAAAAUUGUGGUUAAAGAAUUGGGAGAAAAGUGUUAAAUGUGUACUCAAAAAUCUGUUUAUGCGUUUGUUCUUAUAUCGAUGUGUAGUUUUGAAUAAAAAUAUAUCAUUGAAAGGGUUCAAUGUUUACCAUAUUUUCUAUAAUCAUUUGAGCACCACUGUGCAGCGAUCGUACAUCUUCUCAGCUAGUGGAGUAGUUCCCUGAAGCCUGCCAAAUUCAAAUUUGUGCACUUCUGUUUGCACCUGCAACUGCAAAGUUGCAUUUCCAGACAUUAAUGUGUAUGGGAGAUAAAGAUGGCUCGCAGGAAAGGAGAACCAAGGAGCAGUUCCACAGGGUCACCAUUACAAAGCAGAUCGUCUAGAUCAACAAGGUCGGGCGACGACAACAGGCAGCCGAGGAAUGCGCCUGCCCUCAGGGAGAUCAAGCGCUUGCAGAAUACCACGAACCUGCUGAUCCCCCGGAAGUCGUUCCAGGAUGUGGUGCGGAGCAUUGUGCUGAGGAUUGUGUGCCAGCACCACUUCACAGGCACAAUCAGGUGGUCCGUGACCGCGAUGGAGGCGUUGCAGGAGGCCGCGGAGGCGUACCUGGUGAACUUCUUCGAGGACGCCUUGCUGUGCACGUUGCACGCUCGUCGCGUCACUCUCAUGGUGAAAGACUUCGAGCUGACGCGCCGGAUGCGCGGUCCCAACGACGUUGCCAACCGCUAAAGUCCCGGAGGGCGAGCUUGUUCGAUAACUGUUGAACCCCGAGUCGCGCUACCCGCAUCCGUCACGUGAGCAGUCAGGUUUCUGCACAGCAGUUCGUAAAAUUUAAGGUGGAACAGUAAUUUUUUUUAAGUCUAAGUCUACGUGUUGUGGCUGUCAGUGUUUUCAGGUUUAUCCAAAUGUGUGCCGUGCAGUGCCAAUCUAGUUCCAUUUUUUUUUAUAGUGCUUGUCGUGCCUAGACCAGCAAAAAUCGUGUAUGGAUCUGGAACGUAUGAUUCCUUUACAGGGUGACUGCUGGUUGCAAGUGUCUCGAAGCACUAUGAAACUAGACUGGUCACAAAAGUCACGAUAUUAACAGUAACUGUGCUAACAAUCAUGAAACACUUAUCUUCUGCAGUCCUUUUUAAUUAUUUUGUUUGUAUAUUUGAUGCCUUACUUCAUUUGAAAGUUGUCCAUUAAAUCUACAGUUGGAAGUGUCACUAUGCAAUUUUAGUUUUUAAAGUGUGAUUAUUUAUGUGUGAUGGACUAUUUUUUUAAUAGUUACUUCUUAUUUGUAACGUCAUUCAGGAUUAUCUAAAUUAAAUUUGUGAAGUUAG
Bacillus rossius redtenbacheri is the source of this 1507-nucleotide messenger RNA. RefSeq lists its product as uncharacterized. The transcript is spliced from 6 exons. NCBI's taxonomy places the organism in Eukaryota, Metazoa, Arthropoda, Insecta, Phasmatodea, Bacillidae. The coding region runs from base 501 to 914 and encodes 137 amino acids. The record is from RefSeq and is a predicted model, not a curated record. Gene Ontology annotation, molecular function: protein heterodimerization activity; DNA binding; structural constituent of chromatin. Gene Ontology annotation, cellular component: nucleosome.